Musa acuminata AAA Group (dessert banana) is the source of this 2640-nucleotide messenger RNA. Its product is annotated as transketolase, chloroplastic. Lineage: Eukaryota; Viridiplantae; Streptophyta; Magnoliopsida; Zingiberales; Musaceae. Gene Ontology annotation, molecular function: transketolase activity. The record is from RefSeq and is a predicted model, not a curated record. The transcript has 7 exons. The coding region runs from base 43 to 2301 and encodes 752 amino acids. Gene Ontology annotation, cellular component: cytosol. Gene Ontology annotation, biological process: pentose-phosphate shunt.
CCCUCACCAAGGAAGUCCGCAGAAUUCGAAGUCGACCGACCGAUGGCCGCCUCCUCCUCUGCCGUCGCCGCCUCCGCCUCCGCCUCCGCCCAGGCCCUCGCGGUCUCCACUCACUGCUCCCCCUCCUCCAGCCAUUCCCACCGCCUUGCCCUCCCCGGUGGCGAUGCCCUUAGAUCGCUCGUCGGCCGAUCUCUCACGUCGUCCCCCUCCGCCCUCCGCUUCCUACGCAUGAGGCAGCCGGUGUUCCGAUCCCGUAGGGCUGGCCCGGCCAGGGCGGCGGCUGUGGAGACCCUCGAGGCGGCCGCCACGGACGCCCUUGUCGAGAAGUCGGUCAACACGAUCCGGUUCCUCGCCAUUGACGCCGUCGAGAAGGCCAACUCCGGCCACCCGGGGCUCCCCAUGGGGUGCGCUCCAAUGGGCCACAUCUUGUACGACGAGUUUAUGAAGUACAACCCCAAGAACCCGUACUGGUUCAAUCGUGAUCGGUUCGUUCUUUCCGCAGGCCAUGGAUGCAUGCUUCAUUACGUGCUGCUCCACCUCGCUGGCUACGAUAGCGUCAAGAUUGAAGACAUAAAGGAAUUCCGGCAGUGGGGCAGCAGAACUCCUGGUCACCCUGAGAACUUUGAAACCCCUGGAAUUGAAGUCACAACUGGUCCUCUUGGUCAGGGUGUUGCAAAUGCAGUUGGGUUGGCUCUUGCUGAGAAGCACCUAGCUGCCCGUUUCAAUAAGCCUGACAAUGAGAUUGUGGACCAUUACACGUAUGUCAUACUCGGGGAUGGUUGUCAAAUGGAGGGGAUUUCAAAUGAAGCUUGUUCUCUUGCUGGGCAUUGGGGCCUAGGGAAACUUAUCGCGUUUUAUGAUGACAACCACAUUUCCAUUGAUGGAGACACUGAGAUCGCUUUUACGGAAGAUGUAAUGGCUCGUUUUGAGGCUCUUGGGUGGCACACCAUCUGGGUUAAGAAUGGUAAUAAUGGCUAUGAUGAUAUCCGUGCAGCCAUUAAGGAAGCAAAGGCUGUCAAAGACAAACCCACACUGAUUAAGGUCACUACUACCAUUGGUUAUGGAUCACCAAACAAGGCAAACACAUAUAGUGUGCAUGGAAGUGCAUUGGGUGCUAAGGAGGUCGAUGCAACUAGACAGAACCUUGGAUGGCCGUAUGAGCCAUUCCAUGUGCCUGAGGAAGUGAAGAGUCACUGGAGCCGCCAUGUUCCUGAAGGUGCUUCUUUUGAAGCUGAAUGGAAUGCCAAGUUCGCAGAGUAUGAGAAGAAGUAUAAAGAAGAUGCUGCACAGCUGAAAGGUAUCAUAUCGGGAGAAUUGCCUGCUGGAUGGGAGACGGCUCUUCCGACGUAUACUUCUGAAAGUCCUGCUGAUGCUACUAGAAAUCUGUCACAGCAGUGCUUGAAUGCACUUGCCAAAGUACUCCCAGGUUUUCUUGGUGGCAGUGCUGACCUUGCAUCCUCCAAUAUGACUUUAUUGAAAACGUUUGGUGACUUCCAAAAGGGCACUCCUGAGGAACGAAAUGUCCGUUUUGGUGUUAGAGAACAUGGAAUGGGUGCCAUCUGUAAUGGUAUUGCCCUCCACAGCCCUGGUCUUCUCCCCUAUUGUGCCACUUUCUUUGUCUUCACUGACUACAUGAGAGCUGCCAUGAGGAUCUCAGCCUUGAGUGAGGCAAGAGUUAUCUAUGUGAUGACACAUGAUUCUAUCGGACUUGGUGAAGAUGGACCCACCCAUCAACCUAUCGAACAUUUGAUAAGCUUCCGAGCCAUGCCAAAUAUUUUAAUGCUCCGUCCAGCUGAUGGAAAUGAGACUGCUGGAGCAUACAAGGUUGCUGUGCUCAACAAGAAAAGGCCAUCAGUCCUUGCUCUUUCCCGGCAGAAGCUUCCUCAGCUUGCAGGAACAUCUGUUGAAGGAGUUGAGAAGGGAGGAUACAUUAUUUCGGACAACUCAUCCGGCAACAGACCAGAUCUCAUUUUUAUGGGCACUGGUUCAGAACUGGAAAUAGCUGCCAAGGCUGCUGAUGAGCUAAGGAAGGAGGGGAAGACGGUCCGUGUAGUAUCUCUUGUUUCAUGGGAGCUGUUCGACGAGCAAUCAGAUGAAUAUAAGGAGAGUGUCUUCCCUGCUUCUGUCACUGCCAGGAUUAGUAUCGAAGCAGGCACCACUCUUGGGUGGGAGAAGUUUGUCGGAAGCAAGGGCAAGGCGAUCGGGAUUGAUCGGUUUGGUGCAAGUGCCCCAGCUGGGAGAAUAUACAAGGAAUUCGGUAUAACAGCAGAGAACAUCAUUGCAACAGCCAGAUCUCUGUGAUAUUUGACAUAUCAGUUUUAUGUUCUGGCAAUUCCUGGCUAAUAGGGCUCAGAAAGAUGAGUGCCUAAAGAAAUUGAAUGUUGGCAUUCGGCCUAUAAUAAAAUGUCAUUGAGAUCUUUUCUGUAAUUUCGGAUUUAGCCGAUUUCGUCUGAUUUAUUUGAUUUGCUGCAGUUGACAUUCCAUCAAACUCUAUUGUCAUAUGAAACAAAGUGCUAUUGAGGAGAGUAAUUACUCUUUUUUGAAGUCCUGUUACAUCCAGAUUUUGUUUUAGGUUUCAUGGUUGGAAUAUUGUAAGAGUCUGGUCACAUCUAUAAAUGCUUGAUGAAAUUGAUUUUAUCA